Messenger RNA from Rhodotorula graminis WP1, 1261 nucleotides. RefSeq lists its product as uncharacterized. Lineage: Eukaryota; Fungi; Basidiomycota; Microbotryomycetes; Sporidiobolales; Sporidiobolaceae. Bases 1 to 1188 code for a protein of 395 amino acids. Gene Ontology annotation, molecular function: oxidoreductase activity. The record is from RefSeq and is a predicted model, not a curated record. The transcript has 3 exons.
AUGGCGUCCAGCGCGAGCACAUACGUCGCACGCCCUGCUCGGGUCAUCGCGUCCAGCUCUCGCCGCUUCCUCGUCUCGCCGUCAGCCUCAUCAGCACGAGCGACGUUCCCCCUCCUCCCACACUCGCCCUCCCCCGCCUGGACGCCUACCCGCGCCUACAACACCGACAAGGCGCCUCAAGCACCGGCACCCGCACCACGCGAGCGCUCGCUACUGUCGAUCGCGGGCGUCGCCGCCCUCGUCCUUGGAGGCGGUGCAACCUUCCUCCUCACGCGCGACGAGCCCGCCUACCUCGCGCCCGACCGGUGGACCGACGUCAAGAUCAAGUCGGUGACGGCGCUCACGCCCGAAACGUCGCUGUUCAAGCUCGACGUGCCGCGGUCGGUCCUCCCGCCGGCCUUCACGGGCGACCCGGACGCGCGACCGAUCCUGAGCCUGUUCGUCAAGGAGCCGAGCCUCCAGAUUCAGCGAGCCUACACGGUGCGCCCCAUCCUCCCAGUCGCGGCCCUCGCGCAGACCAUGGGCUCAAAUUUUCCGCCCACGCAGCCUCUUUCCGCCUCGUCGUUCAACGAAUCGGGACCCGCCGAGCUCGACCUCGUCGUCAAGCGGUACCCAGACGGCGAGGCGUCUCGGUACAUCCAUCGUCUCGGUCCUGGCGACGAGAUGAGCGUGCGAGGGCCUUCUUGCACCUGGUACUACCGCCCGCAAGACUGGGACGAGGUCGUCUUUGUCGUCGGCGGCACCGGCGUCACGCCCGCCUACCAGCUCAUCCACGACACGCUCGCCUCCUCCUCCUCCUCCUCGGCUCCCUCGCCCACCGUCUCGGUCGUCUACGCCUCGCCCUCGCCCUCGCGCAUCCUCCUCCGCAACGAGCUCGACGCCCUGACGGCGCAGCGUCCGGGCCAGCUCAAGGUCCACUACCUCGUUGACCGGCUCGAUGCCGAUCCGCGAGCGAGCGGCGCGAGCGCGCCCGCGGGCGCCGAGGUCGGGUUCCUCGACAGCAAGGUGCUCAGCAGGCUCAUUGGGCGAGGAGGGCAGCCGGAGAAGCGGCGUGUCGUCGUCGUCUGCGGUCCAGAGGGCAUGGUCAACGCCGUCGCUGGGCCACGAGGGCGCAAUUUCUCGUCGGGACCGGUCGGCGGCGUCCUGCGAGAGCUCGGAUACCGGGACAAGGAGGUCGUCAAGCUCUAAAGCGAGCCGGCGAGGACGUGGACUCGGUAGACUCGUCGUACUCGCACUGCAUCAUAGAUCUAUCAUUGAGAUA